Adineta ricciae is the source of this 2016-nucleotide messenger RNA. The record is from the annotation of a GenBank genome assembly. NCBI's taxonomy places the organism in Eukaryota, Metazoa, Rotifera, Eurotatoria, Adinetida, Adinetidae.
AUGUCAUUUUUCUUCAGAACAACCAAUAAAGAUCACUUCCAGUUCUUUUUUUUCUAUCAAAAAAACAACUUGAUUUUAUUAAAAAAACAACCAGAAAUGUCUGCCGAGCCGAUUGUCGAUACACCUUCAUCGACAAAUGAAAGACGUUCAUCGGAUGAUGUACUCUUAAAACAUGUUACGUUAUUAAAUGCUCAAACUCAGAAGACAUUGUCCAAACUAACGAUACCGAAAGUGCUCGUGCUCUACACAGGUGGAACCAUCGGUAUGAAAGUUGUUCGAAAAGCAUAUGAACCUGUUAGUAAUUACUUACCCGAUGCACUGCGGGAAAUGAAUAUCAUGCAUGAUGUACAAUUUGCGGAGACAAUGAGUGGAAUUGACGUGGGAAAAUCGUUUCUUUAUUUACCAUUGGCAAAUGAAGAAUGUAUCGCUUAUUAUGUUAAAGAAUAUGUUCCUUUACUCGACUCAACGAACAUGACAUUUGACAAUUAUAUUCAUAUUGCAUUGGAUAUAAAAGAGGUCUACGAUCUAUUUGAUGGAUUUGUCAUUCUUCAUGGUACGGAUACGAUGAGUUACACAGCCGCUGCUCUUUCGUUUAUGUUGGAAAAUCUUUCCAAACCGGUGGUGUUGACGGGAUCACAAAUCCCAAUCUUCGAAACAAGGAGUGAUGGUCGAGAUAAUCUUAUUGGAAGCUUAUUGUUAGCUGGACAAUAUCGUAUCCCUGAAGUAACAGUUUACUUUCGAAAUCGACUGUAUCGUGGUAAUCGUGUAACAAAAAGUGAUUGCGAGGAUCUAAAUGCAUUCGAAUCACAUAAUUUCCCGACUUUGGCUGAAUUUCGCACCAAAGUUCAAGUUAAAUGGGAUUUAGUAUUCGAUCGCUCUGCAGACGGUCCAUUUAAUGUUCAUACAAAUUUGAAUCGGAAUGUUUCACUUCUACGUCUUUUUCCCGGCAUAACUUAUUUAACUAUGCGACAGUUUCUUGAACCACCAAUCCAAGGAGUUGUCUUACAAACGUACGGAGCGGGAAAUAUUCCAACCAAUCGAGCUGAUCUAGUCGAAGAAUUACGAAAAGCAACGGAACGUGAUGUUCUCAUCGUUAAUUGUACGCAAUGUGCAAAAGGCAGUGUUUACUAUGUAUACGAAAGUGCGACAGCAUUACAAAAGGUUGGUGUUUGCUCAGGUUCAGAUAUGACUGUAGAAGCCGCACUAAUGAAGUUAGCUUAUAUUCUCGGUAAAUAUUCAUCGGAUAUGAAAUUGAUGAAAGAGAAAAUGACUCAGAAUUUACGAGGAGAAAUGUCGACUAGUUCGUAUCAGACAGACGUCCCAACGUUAAGCAUCAAUUGGUUAUUAGAUGAAACAAUCGUUCGAACAGAUGAGGAAUCAAUACGAUUUCGUCGAUCAUUGGUCCCUUGGAUUGUUUCGUCAUGUGCACAAACGGAUGACAUCAAGACUCUUCAGAAACUUCAACAAUCUAAAAAUGGUGUUGAUUUCAAUAUAUUCUUUCCUAGUGGUUCAAUGCCGCUUCACGUUUGUGCGAAACACAAUGCGAUUCAAUGUGCUGAAUUAUUCCUUCAUGUUGCGGCUACAAAUGAUCAUCCGAUCGCUAAUGAAGUUGAUCACGUCGGUAUAAGCCCGCUUUUCUAUGCUAUUUUGCGAGAAAAUGAAGCGAUGAUCGAAUUAUUGGUAUCACAUGGAGCGAAAUUGAGUGCGACACUAAAACCGAGUGAAAUUGGAAUGUACUUAUGUAAUUGUGUCAAAAAUAACCAAUUGAAUCGAUUAAAAGCAUGGUACAAAGCAGGUGCUGAUCUCGAUCAGGCGGAUUAUGAUGGUCGAACACCGAUUCUAAUCGCAGUCAAUCAUAAUGCAAUUGAUUGUCUUCGUUAUUUACUCGAGAAUGGCAAAGUCGAUGUCUCAUGGUCUGAUAAUCGUGGUUUAACACCCAUUCAAAUCGCUAAACAACGAGGUUUCGAUAGUAUUAUCCAAUUACUCUCAUCGUAUACAUCUGAGCAAUCAAAAUAG